UACAGUGUGUGAUGUCAUAGAUGAUGUCGUGAUGACAUCACAGGUGCUCCAUCGUCUGCAGUCUGAAACCUUCAAACAUCAGAAAGUCAGAGAGGAGGCGUUGCCGUGGUAACAGGCGACCACAGGCCUGCAGCAGAAUCUGAUUGGCCGUGUGCCCGGCUGCUGAACGUGGGAACGAGGCCGAGCUGUGACCUUUGACCUCUGAGGGUCUGAAUGUGUAACGUCUUUGUCUUCGAGUCGGGGUCGAAGGUCAAACCGUCUGUUUGUGUUUCUUAUUAACAACAGCAGAGGGGCGACAGUGAGGCCCGUGGACCCUCCAGGGGGCCUUCAAGACCUUCCAGGGGGCCUCCAAGGAGUUUCCAGCUGCUGAAAGGCAUCAUGGGAAAUGUAGUUAAUGUCCAACAUGACGUAAACAAAGCAGGAUGGAGUGUGUGUGUGUGUGUGUGUGUGUGUGUGUGUGUGUGUGUGUCUCCGUGGAGACGGUCAGUCGGAUCAGUUUAAUGUUUACAGACAAUGAGGAAGUGACCUCUGAGCUCAGGUGUUGUUGAGACUCAGACAGAAGCUGAAGCUGAAAGAAGUCGACCCGACGGAGAAGAACCUUCUGCGGAACACAACCAGAACCAGAACCGAUAAACGCCUGAAGAGAGAGAUGAAGCUGGAGGUGAAGAUCCAGCUGCUCAAGUUCUGCUCGCAAGUUCUGAACGCCAUCUUCCUGGCUCUGGGUCUCAGCGUGGCCGGCUGUGCAUUCUGGAUCCUGUUUGACAGUGGAAGCCUCCAGACUGUUCUGCCCUCAGUGGAGCUGCGUACAGUAGGGGCGGGGCUGUUGCUGAUUGGUGGCCUGGUGGUGCUGGUCAGUCUGAUUGGAUGUGUCGGAGCGGACAGAGAAAACAGAUUCCUGCUGGUGACAUACAUGGCUUUCCUCAUCGUCCUCGUCCUGGGUCAGCUGUUCGUCACUCUGCUGCUGCUCAUCAACAGAAACAAGAUUGAACAGAGUCUGGAUCAGACCGUGAAGCAGUUCGUCCUUCAGUAUGGACAGAGCAGUGACAGUCAGGACAGACUGAUGGACAACGUCCAGAUUAAGGGAAAGUGCUGUGGCAUUACAGACCCAUCUGAUUGGCUGCAGAACUCUCAUAUCCAGAGUCUGAACCUGACCAAUCCAGACGUACUUCCUUGUUCCUGUUUCAGCUCGUUUAAUCAAAGCUCCAACUCGUCCUGGUGUUCUGAGCUGCAGAGCUUCACGAGCCCGCAGUACGGACGAGGAAACAGCUCGUAUGACCAGGGCUGUAAUGAGACGUUCUAUGAUUGGCUGCAGGAGAACGCUCUGACGAUUGUCAGUAUGGACAUCAGCCUCAUUUUUAUUCAGGUGCUUCAGUUUGUCGUCAUGGUCUACCUGUACCAAGCGUUUGGAACAAAAGCUGCUCUGAAAAGAACUUCUCAGCUGUCCGACUCUGACCACGCCCACCUGGACUUGGACCAGCCUGAGCUCGACUACAGGGACCCUGAUGAUGGUUACAUAGACCCCACCCCCCCAGAACAUUACCAUGACUACCAAAAUCAUGUGGACCACACCCACCUGGCUUAUCACCAUGACAACCAGAGCCAGUAUUAAUGUACCUGUUGGUCCUACAGGUGUUUAGUGUUGAAUGAAUGAUGUGAUAUUUGAAUAAAUAAACAAGGAUUUAACAAA
This is a messenger RNA of Larimichthys crocea (large yellow croaker), 1687 nucleotides long. RefSeq names its product CD82 antigen. Gene Ontology annotation, cellular component: plasma membrane. The coding region runs from base 650 to 1609 and encodes 319 amino acids. The record is from RefSeq and is a predicted model, not a curated record. The transcript has 9 exons. NCBI's taxonomy places the organism in Eukaryota, Metazoa, Chordata, Actinopteri, Sciaenidae.